UGCGUCCCAGGCCUCUGUGGGGGCGGAGCUUUCUGACUGCGUCCCAGGCCUCUGUGGGGGCGGAGCUUUCUGACUGCGUCCCAGGCCUCUGUGGGGGCGGAGCUUUCUGACUGCGCCCCGGGCCUCUGUGGGGGCGGAGCUUUCAUGGUUGCUCAGACUGUUCCCUCUGGACUGACUGUUCUCCGGUCUGGACCACGCCACACAUAACCAUGUCAGCCGACAGCAGCUCUCCUCCUCCGCCGCCGCCGGCCUCCCCGCGGUUCUUCCCGGCCGCGGCCCCGCCCACCCCGUCGCCGUCGCCCAGCCCCCCCGCCACGCUGUGCGGCCGGCUGUCGGACGGCAGCCAGACGGCGCCCAGCCCCACCAACUCCAGGAGCUCCAUCCAGGGGGUGUCGUUCCUGCUGCAGAUCGGACUCACCAGGGAGGCCGUGACCCUUGACCCCGCCGACCUGUCGCUGUCCGCCGUCAGGGAGCUGGUCUGCUCCAUCGUCGACCAUAAGUUUCCUGAAUGUGGAUUUUUCGGCAUGUACGACAAAAUCCUGCUCUUCCGUCACGACCUGAGCUCGGACAACAUCCUUCAGCGUGUGACGUGUCCGGAGGAGAUCCACGAAGGCGACCUGGUGGAGGUGGUUCUGUCCGCUCUGGCCACCGCUGAGGACUUCCAGAUCCGACCUCAUACCCUGUACGUCCACUCCUACAAAGCCCCGGCCUUCUGCGACGACUGUGGGGAGAUGCUGUGGGGGCUCGUCCGACAGGGACUCAAAUGUGACGGAUGUGGACUCAACUACCACAAACGCUGUGCGUUCAAGAUCCCCAACAACUGCAGCGGGGUGAGGAAGAGGCGUCUGUCCAGCGUGUCGCUGUCGGGCGCCGUCAUGUCCGUCGCACGACCGCCUUCGACCGAGUUCACGCCGGCGCCACAAGAGGAGGUGGGUCCGAACUCAAAACACUGCCCCCUGCUGGGAGCCGGGAAGCGGAACUCCCUGCUGAGCGGUCGUCCCAUCUGGAUGGAGAAGAUGGUCCUGGGUCGGGUCAAAGUCCCCCACACCUUCUCGGUCCACACCUACACCCGCCCCACCAUCUGCCAGUACUGCAAACGCCUGCUCAAGGGCCUCUUCCGACAGGGGAUGCAGUGCAAAGAUUGUAAAUUUAACUGCCAUAAGAAAUGUGCCGCCAAAGUUCCACGAGACUGUCUGGGUGAGGUGGACUUUAACGGAGAACCGGCCAGUCCCGUCCUGGACUCCGAGGCGACCAUGGAGGUGGACAACUGUGACGUCAACAGCGACAGCGGUCACAGUAUGGACGAACAGGACGAACCCACCACGCCCGAGGAGAAACUGUUUUACAUCGACCAGGGAAACGACAGCGAGAAGGACGAACAGACGCCGAGAGCCAUCAGUCCGUCCACCAGCAGUAACAUCCCUCUGAUGCGAGUGGUUCAGUCCAUCAAACACACCAAGAGGAAAAGCUCCACAGCCGUGAAAGAGGGAUGGAUGGUCCACUACACCAGCAGAGACAACCUGAGGAAGCGACAUUACUGGAGGCUGGACAGUAAGAGUCUGACGAUGUUCCAGAAUGAAAGUGGAGCCAAGUUUUACAAGGAACUCCCCCUGUCGGAGAUCCUGCAGGUGGAGCCGGCCCAGGACUUCAGCGGCCUCCCCCAGGGCAGUAACCCCCACUGCUUCGAGCUCAUCACCUCCAGGGUGGUGUACUAUGUGGGCGAGGACGGGGGGGGUCCGGUCCACAACCCGGUCCUGGCCACGUCCGGGGUGGGCCGCGAUGUGGCCCACAGCUGGGAGAAGGCCAUCCGCCAGGCCAUGAUGCCCGUCACCCCCAAGGCCAGCGUAGGGACCGGACCAGGACACGCCAAGGAGCACAAGGAGCUGUGUGUCAGCAUAUCAGUGUCCAACUCACAGAUCCAGGAAAACGUGGAUAUCAGUUCAGUUUAUCAGAUCUUCGCCGAUGAGGUCCUCGGUUCCGGACAGUUCGGGAUUGUCUACGGAGGUAAACACAGGAAAACCGGCCGCGACGUGGCCAUUAAAAUCAUCGAUAAAAUGAGGUUUCCCACCAAACAGGAGAGUCAGCUGAGGAACGAGGUGGCCAUUCUACAGAACCUGCACCAUCCAGGCAUCGUGAACCUGGAGUGCAUGUUCGAGACUCCGGAGCAGGUCUUCGUCGUCAUGGAGAAGCUCCACGGCGACAUGUUGGAGAUGAUUUUAUCCAGCGAGAAGAGCCGGUUACCUGAACGCCUCACCAAGUUUCUGGUCACGCAGAUCCUCGUAGCGCUCAGACACCUCCACUUUAAGAACAUCGUCCACUGUGACCUGAAGCCGGAGAACGUCCUCCUGGCCUCGGCAGAACCGUUUCCUCAGGUGAAACUCUGCGACUUCGGCUUCGCUCGUAUCAUCGGUGAGAAGUCGUUCCGUCGCUCGGUGGUCGGGACGCCGGCGUAUCUGGCGCCCGAGGUCCUGCGCAGUAAAGGCUACAACCGCUCUCUGGACAUGUGGUCGGUGGGCGUCAUCGUCUACGUCAGCCUGAGCGGGACGUUCCCCUUCAACGAGGACGAGGACAUCAACGACCAGAUCCAGAACGCCGCCUUCAUGUACCCGCCCAACCCCUGGAAGGAGAUCUCAGAGGAGGCCACAGAUCUGAUCAAUAACCUGCUGCAGGUGAAGAUGAGGAAGCGCUACAGUGUGGACAAGUCCCUGAGUCACCCCUGGCUGCAGGACUACCACACCUGGCUGGACCUCCGUGAGUUCGAGACGCGUCGAGGCGAGCGUUACAUCACCCACGAGAGUGACGACGCCAGGUGGGAGGAGUACGCCGACGAGAGAGGCCUGCACUACCCCAAACACUUCAUCAUGUCCCCGAACCUGGACGACAUGGACGAGGACCCCUAGAGGCGGUCGCCAUGGAGACGACCCGCCCGGUUUCAUUCCAUUUCCUGCUGUUUUUGUUUUGUUAGUUUUUUUUCUAUAAGCCAUAAAAACUGACUGAUGUCUUCACUGCCAGAAACGAAUCCAGGGAGUAUUUUUGUAACGUGAAGAGCGACGUUUACGGAAAAAAACACAGAGUUGCGGUCGUUUUUUAUUCAUUGGGAUGUUUUUGCACUAUCAGGAAACUCUGGAGGAGGAUUUAUCUGUUCGUUCAUCUGCAAAAAUCAACAUUUGGGCAGGUUUUAGUCAGAACACGUGGCUCUGUGGACAAGAUUUGUUCGACCAAACUGACUGUUUACAUGAAAAACAAAUAAAUAGUUCCCGUUUAUUUCCACCUAGGUAGAAUUUAACAACACAGUUCAGCUGAAAUCUAACAAAUCAAAUGUUCUUCUUCACUUCUGCAGAUGAAAAAUCGCAUUCGGUGAUUUUCUCUGGACCUCGAUGAGCUGCUAUUGUCUGUUUUUUUUUCUGUCUGUCUUUUAAACUGAACUGAUCUGAAACCAGCCUGAGAAUUUAUUAAUCCACCUUUUAUAUUUUUUCUAGAAACACUGUCAUGUGAUGAGAUUUCCUGGGAAAUAUUAGAGCUGAAUUAAAGCUGACUCUUUGACUUAA
This is a messenger RNA of Sphaeramia orbicularis (orbiculate cardinalfish), 3548 nucleotides long. Its product is annotated as serine/threonine-protein kinase D3-like. Gene Ontology annotation, molecular function: protein serine/threonine kinase activity; ATP binding. Lineage: Eukaryota; Metazoa; Chordata; Actinopteri; Kurtiformes; Apogonidae. Gene Ontology annotation, cellular component: cytosol. The record is from RefSeq and is a predicted model, not a curated record. Gene Ontology annotation, biological process: phospholipase C-activating G protein-coupled receptor signaling pathway; intracellular signal transduction; protein phosphorylation. Bases 210 to 2900 code for a protein of 896 amino acids. The transcript has 18 exons.